AUGAAAGCCUGGAUGAGCUGGUUGCCUUUGUGCGUCUUUGGGAUUAUAUUUUUUGCACCAUGUCAGGGUAUCAAAACGUGUGUGGAUGGGAUUACCAUCAAUGUGAUUCUGCUGGAUGAUGAAGUGUCUCCCUGGAGCCUGAAGUUUGUGAAAGGGGAAAUACUGAAGGCUAUAGAGACCGAUGCAGCCAUCAAUGAGUCAGAAGGUAAAGAAAUAGAAAUAACUGUAUGUUGGCACAAAGUAACUGUAUGUCGUGUGAUCAUAUAUCUGACCACAGACUUUAAAUGAACAUUAAGACAGUGUAAAAUAAACUGAUGCUGUGAUCUUUUAUAAUCUUAUGAGUCCUGUAAUGUGGAAAAAAAAGAUAUUUCCACACAAGGUGACUGCAUUACAACAGAUUUACUGAUUUCCUAUUGUCAUGCAAAAUUGUUUUUCAGUUCACAUCUUAAAGAUCCUCACUCUAAUGUUUCAUUUAGGAUUCUCCCUGUUAAUGUAAGCCAAAGCGACCUACAAAGGUAAAAACACCCUCCAGUUUUCAGAGGGUAAAGUGGAGCAAUGACUGAUAACAGCAAGGACAUUAGUCAGUACAAUGAAUAAUAAGAUAAAGUUAAUUACACUAUUUAUUGGCAGUAAAUGAUUAUCUCGCAUGCUUACUCAUCAUCUUCUGCUUUUUUCAGCUUGAUCUUUAGACUGGGUAACCCUGAUAAAAUUAAAUCCAUAACUCAUCUGUGAAUGGAAAGUUUCACCUGCUCUUAAAAGUUUAUUCUGGGGAAAUUUUCACCCACAGCUACACAUGUCAGAAACAUCAUGAUAGAUUUCUAUAAACAGUCAGGGUUAUUGACAGGCAACCAGUGGUUUGCUGAGAUUCAAGCCUUUCAGUUACUCUCAAACCAUCAGUUGUGUUUGAGCUUGGUGCACAGGCGGUUUACAUCAAAACUGUUGUCGCAUUGUCGCAACAUUUGGCUUACAGCUAAAGCCCCCCUUGUGUAGUAGGGGAGAGCAACUAUACAAGAGGGAUAUUUAGUGGAGAUGUUCAUGUUACAGUCAAUUCUGAAGAGAUCUUGAACCUUUAAAAGAAAUUAAUCUUAUAUUUUUGCUUUUUCCCUUCCACAAUCCUCCAUAAAGAUUUGAAGUUUAACAUCACCCCAAAAUUUGGUGGGUUCAACACAACCAUGUAUCGAUAUAGAGGCUGCACGAGUAGCACUUGUGAGGGAUUGGCCCAGCUUAAAAAACUGAUGGUGAGUACCACUUUAAAAAGAUAACUCUAUACUUUGUUCUGAAAAAUCAUACAGGCUUGUUUAUGUGUUCAAAAUGUUCUUAGAGGGAUAAGCAAUAACUGUAUGUUUACAUGAAUAAUGCACCUUUAUCUCCUUGUGACAUAUAAAGCAAAAAAAAAAAAAAAACACCUCCCACUGGCUCUGACAUAUUUUACUGGUGCAGUCACAGCUUGUCAAUAAAUGGUUAUAAAAUCUAUACUGCAGUCAGCCACAGGAGGGAGCUCCAGAAGCCAGACACUAUGAGUGGUCACUGACAGUAAAGCCAAAAUACUUAUGCUGCGUUCCAGUUACCUUGGAAGUCAGAUGAUGGAGCUGGGAAUGACGUUACACCCGAGUUGAUGGUGAAACCAAGAUGGACGCCUAACGUUACCCAUUUUUAGCCGUUAUUUACAAUUAACAGCUGUUGUCAGCAGUUGUUCGUUGUUGUUAGCGAUACCAGUUGUAAACAACGCAUAACACAAUAUUUUACUCUUACAAACACCAUAGCACCGUGUUCAAAGUUAGACGUUUGACAGUACAACAUAUACCAUUUAUUUAAUUUCACAAAAAGAAAACUGAAGUCCUAAUAAAUAAUUUUGACAUUACGAGAGCUUUCACUGUUACUCUUUACUGUUGAUGCACUGCGCUGCCAUCUUGGAUUAUGAUGUUGUCGUCAAGUCGGGGUUGGUGAGGAUAGUCUGACUUUCCAAUUCGGAAAUAUGACUUCAGGGGGGCGUUCAAGAUGAAUUUCUUGACGGAGCUCGGAAAUUCCGACUUCUGAGUACAACUGCAAUGCAGCAUUUGAGCUCCCUUCACUGACAGGCAGUGGUAUAGACCAUAUGGCGCCUCUGCCAUGUUAACAUAUAGACCAUUAGUCAAACCGAAUAUCAAAUUUUAAGCUUUCAUGUUUUAUGUCAUUGCAGUCAGUUCCUAUCAUGCUAAUUUGUGUCCAAGAAAUCAUUUUUAUUUUUAAUGAAUAGUUUAGUCUCACUAAUUAUUUGAUUUUAAAAAGAGAUGAUUGAUUGAUUGACAGCUCUCUUGACCAACAUCAGCUCCUGCAACAUUCCAUACCAGCUUAGACUAGGAAUCUUGGCAAGAGAAAACAUAACCAACACUAACUUAAGAGUCAUUAAAAUAACUCAGAAUCAAAUCUGCACUGCUGCAUGUGAUCUGUGUCCAGAGGUUUUUCUCUGACAUUUUGUCUCAAGGUUAAAUAUGUGUUUUGGUUGAAGAAACAGUGCAAUACUGUUUAAACUGCUCUACUAACCGAGUCCUUUUUGUGCAUGACUUGGCUUAACUAUGUCAUCAUCUUUGGGGGCAUUCUUUUUGAUUCACAUCUCACAAUGGACAGAAAUAAAUGCAUAUUGUCCACUUCAUAUGCAGUCAGUGUUUUGUCCAUUUUUUAUACAGUUUAUAGGGUGAAGCUUGAUCUAACAGGGGUGCAGUUUCUGCUGUAUCAUCUUGAUUUGACAACCAUAUCCACAAAGCACUCAUUAUUUACUCAUAUAUCAGGCUGUGAAGCUCCAAUAAUGUUAGGAUGUUUAAUUUUAAGAUAUCAGAAAACAAUUUUUAUUUUUCAAUUGAUCAGCAACUGAAUAGACAGUAACAAUACAAAAUAGAAUCACUACCACAGUCAAACCAGACACCUUAUAUAGCACUGAAGAAACAGCCUUUUGGUUUUAGAUUUCCACUGCAAAUAUGUUCUGAAAGUUAUACCAACAUAUUUAUAGGACAAGAUCAGCAACAUAUCAGGGGGUUCCAAAAUCCACACAAAGCUCUUCACAGCAGCUUUAAUGUAUUCAUGUUCAUUUUGUGUCUUCAACCUCUCUUUUUAUUGGCAUUUCCACCUUAUGCAGAUCAGAGUGAUCAUUGUUAAUCCUAUGAAGUACAUGAUCAGGGCCUCACUCCCUAGCAACAGUGUGUUAUUUAUAGCAACGGUCUUCUUUUGAAAAAUGUCAAACCAUUGCCAUUAAAGACAAAAACCUCUCAUCUCUUUUCUGUUGCAGAAUUCAUCUGAUAUGGGAUGCGCGGUGCUUGGGCCCACUUGUUACUAUGCAAUGUUCCCAAUGGUUGAGUAAGUAAUUCGUCUUCUAAAGUUUUAUGAAAGCAGCAGUGGGAUAAUAAAACAUGGCUUAAACCUGUGCUCAUGUGACUUUAUGGUUCCUCUAUUACAGUAGUGAAAAGGGUCUGAAGCUCAGUACUCCCAUCAUCUCAGCAGGAAGUUUUGGCAUGUCAGUGGACUACAACGUCAACCUGCAGCGCCUCCUGCCGCCUGCACGAAAGAUUUCAGAUUUCUUUAUCCAUUUCUGGAAUCAUAGCAACACAAUCAAACCUAAAUGGGACACGGCAUAUGUUUACAAGAAACAGAACAACACUGAGGAUUGCUUCUGGUGAGUCACUGAUGAGACGUUUCUGAAGUGUGUCUAACUCCACAAGGUCUAUAAUAUGCAGGGAGUUUAUAUGAAGUUUUUGGUGUGAUGACAAGUGUCUGGUGUUUCCUUGUUCUUUGUAGACCAGAAGUUGAUUCGAUUUCUUAUCAUUUGGCAGCUGCAACUUCCAGCUCAUUGACUCACAUCAAUCCCUUUGACAGCACCCUCUGAUGACGGGCUGCAGUAUAGGUCAUAAAUCCCGCCUCCGCCAGCAAAGCUCAUGGAGCUGUGGACAAACUUUAGAAAUUUAUCACACAGAGUAUAAAUUUUUCUCCCCCCUGGUUGAGAUGUUGACAUGUAGUUAUUGUAAGACUGGUUUGUGCUCAAGUCCUCUUUUUUCUGCACAGCUCUGUUUUUAAAAGUUAUUAGGGGGUUCAUGUUUUCUAUGAUUGACACUUGAUACAGCCUAUGGGUGUACGAAGAUUGCUUAGCUCAACCAGGGGAUACGCUGUUCACAUCAUCACAGCGACUCUCAGUGACGCUCCCGCCGAAUGCGUACAAUGCUACUGGGCAAUGUUGGUUUCAGGAAGUGGAGAAAAAACGCAGAAUUACUGGGAACUUUUCGGCUUCAAAUCUGUAUACUGGCGGAACCAAGUUGUCCAUCGUAUAUACAGUCUAUGGGAAGGACGCAACAUAAAACCCCGGCUCUGUGAUGUAAAAAUUAUUUAUUGCAAAAAAAAAUAAUGAAGUGCCGUUUGACAUCAAGGUGUGGAACAGAGGGAUGUGAAGUGCUGCUCAAAGAAACAAAUAAACACAACAAAGGGUGACUCUAAACUCGAGUGGAAAAAUGACACUUUUAGAAAUUAACUCAAAACAGCUGUUAAAACAAAACGUGGGGUUAGCAGCUCCCUAUCCUACAAUUCCACAAAAGAUAUAUACAAUUAAAUCGCCUCCACACAUGAAUGCCAAAACAGAUUUUCCUGGCAAAGACACCAGCAAACACAAAUGUCUGCCCUCAAGCGCUUUAAUUGGCAACCUCUUGAAUCUGCCGCUCCUCCCUGAUUGGUCAGGUGGACUCACCCAUUAACCAAUCAGCAGCUGGUCCCUUUACAGUCAUACACAGACACUACCAGACAAGGUAAAUGGGGUGACACUUGAAGCUCACACCAAAACAAUUUUGGAAAGAUCAAAUAUCUCUAUUUAACCCAAUGUUUGUGAAUUGUUCAUGAUCCUUUAAGUACUAAGCCACAAAAGGCGCAUGAUAUAAUCUUGUCUGCGCAAGUAAAUAUACUAUACACAUAAGUGAACCAGUUUAUAUCCACCAGUAGUUAACCCUUGCAAAUCCAGUAUUGGUUAAGAUUCUACUUGCAGUCAUUUACCAUCAUGUGCAUCAGUGAUUUGAUUUUUGAUCGUGUUAAUACAGUUUAUGAUGUAUUUUAAGCAGUAAUUUGGCUGUAGCAUCAAUUAUUACAUUAGCUGCUGUUUUACUCCUCAGGUAUAUAAAUGCACUGGAAGUAGGUUCAGGUGCCUUUGCCAGAAACGUCUCCAGAACAGUGCUGCGCAGGCCAGAAGAACUGAUAGAGGUUAUCAAAUCACCUCACAACAGGACAAGCAACAGUAAGUGAAAUGAAAAUAUCUAUCUUAAGGUUUAAUAGAAACAUCAGCAGCAGUUUUUUUUUGGUCACAUUGUUUGGAUGUCUGUUUGUCAUCAGUGGUAUUGGCUGAUUAUAAAUACGGCUGCAUCUUGGUAAAAGUGCUGAUCAACAUAAAACCUUGAAUCUUAGCAAGUGUGCUUGUCUAAUCCUCAGUCAAAAUAUCUUGUUAAUUAACUGUAGUCUUAUUUCACAUCACAGAAACUCAACAGGUAACUACAGAUUUAAUAUCUUAUCAAAGAAUAUUAAAAAUGUACAAAAAUGGACUUGAAAUGUUUGGGAAAUAAUUAGAACAAAUCAAAUCCCAUGUUAUACAGUCACACACAGAGACACUACUAAACUCUAUGAUGCUGUUGUAAAUGGAGGCGUUUUAGGUUUAGUAUUCACUCAGGUUUCAAACUUGACCGAAAAAGGUAAACAGGGGCUUGACUACCUCCAAAGCUGUGAUUGUGAUGUAUUUAUAGUCGGUCUAUUGUCUUAAUGCACUUCCUUUGUUUGCAGUAUUCAUCAUAUGUGGAUCACCAAAGGACCUGAUUGAGGUGAAAAACAGCUCCAAAGAGCUGGACACCAGCGAUGUUGUCUUUAUCCUCAUUGAUCUGUACAAGUCAGUACUUUUCACUCAUUUAACCUCCUUUUAUGAGUCCUCUUUAUCUAUCUGUCUGUUUUUUUGUUAUCUUCAUAUUUUCUCUUGGAUUAUUUUACAUCCAAAGCAGUGAUUCCUGAUGCUCAGGGGUCACAUAGAAAUACAAUAAAGCAGUUCAAGAAAUUGAAUCAAAAUGCAUUAUAUUUACGAACAUCUUUCAUACUGUAACACACUGAGUAAAAUAGAAGCAGUAACUAUGAAUUCAUCAGAUUACUAAGAAUAUUAGCAAAGGCCAAAGGGCAACAAGAAGCUCAAAUGAAAGACUGACAAGAUCAUUUAAAGUAAUGUCGAUGAAAUGCCUUUUUACAGCCCAAACAUGAAACGGACCGCAAUAAAUACUGGUGCCACUAAAUGAGCUACAAAAGCAAACCUAAGCAUCAGCAUCAAGAUUAACCACAUAAAUGUAGUCAUGAAAGUUCCUCCCUGGAGCUUUAAAUAAUGGAUGAACAGCUGAGAGAGUAAGACAAGGAAGUAAAAGAGAAACACUGAUUGCAAAAAACAGUGAGCAGUGAUAAAUGUAUGAGCAAAAUGGUGGAUUAAAAGAGACUGAAACAUCUAAAUUAUUCACAAACAUAGAGAAGAAAUGCAACCAGAUAUCAGUAAAUCAUCUGUGUUAGUUUAACUCUCCUGUAGACUCUCGUGAUGGGCACGCUAGUUCUUUUAGAUGUACUGAAUCACUAAAAUCAGUUCACUAAAAAGAUUUGUUCAAAAGAUUCGUUCACCAAAUCACCGAAUCAUUCAGCGCUUGCCGGGUGGAACCUGUGUCUCCAACCUCCUGAACUGAUACACAACUAAACAGUUCAGGAUCCAAUUCAAUUCAUAGCUUCUGGGACCAGAAGAUGAGAGUGUUUGGCUGUGUUGCUUUGACAAACAGGUUUGUAAAAAUGAACUUGUUUAUAAGUCAUGAUGUGUACUGUCCAAAAAGUAAGCUAUUUAUCAGGUCUGCUCAGUGAGUGAUUUGUUUACAGAACGUUUAGAAGAAUUCAAACUUAACAUGCACCAUUCCCUCGCAAACAGCUGCAAUGAUUGGAUGCUGCGGAUUUCAUGCACUAUUUGUUACAUGCUGUGUCCUAUUGUAUGCAAGUUGUUCUGGUGGCAAAAAAAGUUCAUUUUGUCUGACAAAAAUGAUUCCAGAGAGUGUAGUUCAAUGCGAGAUUUGUUCACCAAGUGAUUCAGGCAUCAGUGCAUGUGGUCCCUCGUUCGUCGGCUGCUCGCCCAGCAAUCCUGCAUGUUAUAGCAGCUGCACUGCUGACAACUCAACUGAAUAACCUGAACAAAUCAUUUGAGGAAGUGAUUCGGUUCAGUACGUUCACUUAAAAGAUGCGGUUCUUUUGGAUGAAUCGUUCGCGAAUGACACAACACUAGUAGACUCACAUUAAAGGCUUAACAAAAUGAUUCAUCAUAUCUUAAAGAUAUAUGUUAGGCCACUCUCCCUCUAAUGUGAUGCUUCCUGUUCACAGUGAUGUUUAUUAUAAGACCUUAUCACAGCCGGCUAUGAAGAACGUGUUGGUGGUGACCAUGCCCAACAGCAGAAACUACACUGUCAAUUUAGAUUUGAAAGACAACAACACGGUGAGGACACAGGACACUAACAUCACCCAACUGUUCCUUCCUCAACAGCUCAUUAAAUCUGCAUCACCUUUAUAUAUGUGAUUAAUUUAUCCAUGAAUCUCUCAGUUCAACAAUCAAUAUAUUAUGACAAACAGUUCUUUCAGUAACUUGAUGGUUUGUUGAAUUUUCUCUCAGAUGAAUGAUUACAUGGCAGCGUACCAUGAUGCAGUGCUGCUGGUCGGCAGCUUGAUAAGAGAGAUUGUCAAAAAGAAUCAAACAGAGGCACAGAAUAUGGAGUACGUCAAUUCCAAUUACUUCAGGAACAUUACAUUUAAAGGUAAGUAAUGAGGAAGAAGAAGAAGAAGUCAGAGGACAGGGGAAAAACUGAUUCAAGUUUUGGAGGUGUUUUUUUAUUUUUGUUUGAUGGUGAAUAUAAGCGAUUCUUCAGUCAUUACGACACAAUUGUCAUAAUGCAUCUUUGUAUGUUGAUGUUAGCGUUUAGCUCAAACCCCCAAUGUGCUCAAGUGAAGCCACACAAGCUUCCUGGCAAGCCUUUGACCUGGUUAACUGGCUUAAAAAUCCAGUGUCACUAGAAGAAACACUAAAAAGUAGGAUAGUUACAGUUAAAAUAACGCUCCUCAUGAAUCAGCUUCUAAAACAAACAAACAAAUACCGCUGAUGUGAUUUCAGCAGGUCUGACAACAAGCCUGAGAGCUGACGUUGGUGAGCGUGAGUGUGUGAGGCCUAACAGAUGAGAGCUGUCAGCUGCUGUCUCUUAUUAGUGUUUCUCACUGACUGGAUAAAAGGUUGUGGAGUCAUAACCUUCAGGCUGGGGCUGUAAGAAGUCUGUGAUGGAUAGAUGUGAGCUGGAGACACUGAAAGAGAAACUGGUCCAUUAUAACAGGAUACAUGUCUGUCAGACUCUGUCUAAGAAUUAAUGUUUGAUUAACGGUUAUUACACAGUUUCUUGUCUCAAACAAAGUGUUGUAGAAGUUUCUGUGAUUCUUCCCAGGAAUUGCCGGAACCUACAAGCUGGAUGUGUAUGGUGACCGAGACGUGAAUUUCUCAGUUAUUUACACUAAUAUGAAAAACGAGGUAUGUAGUUUUCCUCUGUCACCUUUUAAACUGUAAAUCAAUCAAAAUUUUAUCAUUUUAUCUGUAAUGACUUAAGAAUCUCUAGCAAACCCCCUCCUGCUAUACUGAGCUGAAACAUGUACUCUUCACCUCUCAUGUGAUCCACAGUACCAAACUUUAUUCCUGUUUGACACCGAGCGCAAUCACAGCACUCUCGUCGACACAAACCCUUCCUUUAUCUGGGGAAAAAGACUUCCUAACACCAGCCCAGACCGAGGUAUAAAUCACACACACACACAAGUCAUGUCCAGUCUGUUUGUGUCAGCUGACUGUCACAACUUCUGAUCACUAACUCCCUGUUAAAGUACUUCAACAUGAAUGUGCAUGUUUUUGUUACAGAGUAUCAUUUGCAUGUAUGCCAUAAUACACCACAGAUUCAGAUUCCUUAUUAAAUAAUAAUUGGAUCUAUAUGGAGCUUUCUACAUGGUGUUAAGAUAGAUAAUACACUGCUCUCUUUUUCUCUUUCUUCAUCUCAUGCUGCGUGGGGAUCAGAUUUGCUUUCUGAGCAGUUGAACCAAUAAUCCUGAUGAAAAGAAAUGCUCUUUGAGUUAAAGAUGAUCCUUUUAUGAUUAUCUGUUUCUAUGACUGGCUUCUCACUCUCCCUUCUCUUCCUCCUAUAUCUGAAUGCUCUGUAAGUCUCAUGUCUAUGUCCACAUGCAAAAUAUCUAAGGCAGCAUCCAUCCAGAUCAUAUCACCCUUUGCCUCCAUCUGGUCCUGCUGAGCCUUGCAUUAGGGUUUUCUUAUGUAAACCAUAUGCUCUGAGCUCUGGGUGUAGCACGGUUUGCUUCGGUAAAUCCCUGAAUUUACAGACAUUAAGUGUCUAUUUUUAUGCUUCUACCGACAGGUCCAGUGAUACACGAUGUCAUUGUAAUUGUGUUGGCAGUUACAGUGGUUGUGGUCGCCACCAUUGCCUUCAUUUUUUACAGGUGAGUCAAACCAAGACGUAGGUCAAAGACACAUGUAGAUAAACUGAGCUGAACGGUAAUUGAGCACUUGUCAAUUAGGAAAAGACAUCAAUUCACCAGGUCUUUUGAAAUAACUAUAUGUCCCCAGCAGAUGACUGUAAUAUAGAUGGUAGUCUGAUAGACGAGUUUAAGUAAACAUGGUCACAAAAUAUGGCUUAAACCAAUCUUUAAAAAACGUGACAAUUAGAAAUUUAGACUUAUUUGUCCCAAUUUAGGGUUCCAGUGAACUUUUUGCAUAAAAAAGUUUAGCAUAUGAAACCUUUAAGUGUGACUUGUUAAGUCUCCCUGAUGGUGUUUUGUUUGUGCGCAGACAGAACAGGAGAGACCGUCUGGUCAGGAAGCGCUGGUCCCACAUCCCGUCAUAUUUCGUUACACCGCUGGAGAACAAUGAGCACAAUGUCGUCUCACUAAAGGUAAACCAGAUAUAUGACAGAUUAACCAGAUAUACUAUUAUCAACAACUUUCUUCUUUGUAUGACGGCUCAAAUUUUUACCCUUGCACUUAUUCACAAACACAUAUUGGCUCUAUUAAAGCUCCUGUAAGGAUUUCUUUAACCUCUGAGAUUCAUGUUGAUGUCUUUUUAUGGUAUCAAAAAGCAAAUAAGACCAUCAGCAAUAAGACAGAAGAUUUUUAAAUAUGAUAUAUUUACAAGAAAUGGUUUAUUUUACUGUCAAAAGGGAGGAUGAUGAUAUAUUUUGUCAGGAGACACAUUUUAAGCAUGUAGAAGACAAGAUAAGCAAAGACUGAUUUAUCCAAAGGGAAAAGCAAAUUUGAUACAGAUGAUCUUUGUCCGCUCCUUUCAGAUUGAAGAAGAGAGGAAGAAAAAGAAAAGGGAUUUCAAAAUCCGCCGUGCACUCUACGAUAAGAAGGUAGCUUUUUAAUCCACAUAUGAGCGUGCAGAGUGAGUUGUUAAAGAGACUGAUGAUCCUGCUGCAACAUUUCCAGAUUGUGAUUCUGAAGGAGCUGAAGCACUCGGACGGAGAGUUCAACGAGACCCAGAGGAUAGAACUUAACGCAGUAAGACACUCAUGCACAGAGGGAGAAGUUGGUGUAAAAUCAGGCUUUUGCUGAUAUGACUUCUUGAUGAACUCCAUGUUCCCUGCGUAAUAUUCCUUCAAGUUAAUGUCUGAAAAAGCUCCUGUUUUUUGCCUCUCCUCUUUUCUCUACAGCUCUUGCAGAUCGACUAUUACAACCUCACAAAAUUUUAUGGCACAGUGAAGUUUGAUCAGGGCGUGUUCGGAGUGUUUGAGUAUGGAGAAAGGGGGUCGCUCAGGGUAAGAGUGGCAUGCACACGCUGACCUCAUGACCAGUUUACUGUCCACUAAAGCUCGCUUUGCACAUCUAUAAGCUCUAUCCUCAGGAAAAUAUCCAGUGUAGUAGUCACUUGAGACAGAGAAGAAAGAAAAUAUUUAAUAUCAAUUUAAAAUGUAAUCAAGAGUCCACAUGCAUAUAUGCAAACAUCCUAAUUUGUCUUCUUUUCUUUUAGUUUGUGUUGAAUGAUAAGGUCUCAUACCCAGAGGAAACCUUCAUGAACUGGGAGUUCAAGAUCUCCGUCAUGUUUGACAUCGCCAAGGUGAUUCACACACCCUGUGCUGCUGAAGUGUUGUGUUUGGUCUGUUGCACGUGAGCUUAUAGAGUAGUCAGUGCUGUUUGUUUAGCUUGACAUAUUGGCACAUCUAACAUACCUUCAAGUCAAACACCAGCUCACAGACUCAGUGCCACAGUAUUGAAAGUUAAGAGAUAAGAGGUUAGAGUUUUGUAUGGAGGGUAAUAUUCUAAUAAAGACUAUACAGUAUCACUUACACACCUGCAGGGAUUGUUAUUGCAGUUCCUCUGACAACCAGUAGAGGUCGGUAAAGCUCGCAGGUGAUUUAUUUCAUCUAAAAAUGAUCUCCUCUGGUGUGUGCAGGGCAUGUCUUACCUCCACAACAGUGACAUUCAGGUGCACGGUCGCCUCAAGUCCACAAACUGUGUGGUGGAUAACCGUAUGGUGGUAAAAAUCACAGACUUCGGCUGCAACUCCUUCCUCAGUCCCGGCAAAGGUAAAAAGCACAUGCAGCUGAAGUUGGUCUGUUAGGUGUUCCUUCACCUCCCUGAUUUAACUUCAUGGUAUUUUCUCAUUCAUCUCUUCUCCUCUCAGACUUAUGGACGGCUCCAGAGCAUCUGAGGAAAGAGGGCACCUCUCAGAAAGGAGACGUGUACAGCUUCGCCGUCAUCUCUCACGAGAUCGUCCUCAGAAAGAACACUUUUUACACGGAGUGCUACAUCAACAGAGAAGGUGAUAACAUGAUCACGGUCUGAAAUAAAACUCUGAUUUCUGCAAAUGAUAUAAAAAGAACAAAUGUAAUAAUUAGUCUUACACAACUUUAUGAAAAAAAAGAUUAAAAUAGGAAGGUGUAUGUGGCUUUUAUGAGAGAGUAUGGGAUUUAUGAGGCUGUGCUGGUUUAUUACUGAACCACUGACCUGCUUUAAUGAGUACAAACCUGUAAGUAACUUUGUAGGACUCUCUGUCUUCCAGAAAAGCUGUCCAGGGUCAUCACGUCCUACUUCAGACCUGAUCUCAACUUUGAGACGGCUACAGAGAAAGAGUCAGAGGUGAGUCCUUUCCCACUGGCUCUGCAAAAACAAAAUGUCCUUAAAGCUGAGUGCCUUCUCUCUCCCUCACUCUAGGUGUACGUGUUGAUAAAAAGCUGUUGGGAUGAGGAUCCAGAAAAACGCCCUGACUUUAAGAAGAUAGAAAACUAUCUGGGGAAAAUCAUCAGGUAACAACCUUCUUAUUGUGAUCUGUAUAUCUUUUCCAGAUUAACUCACUUAAUCUUCUCACCGUCUUUUGUCCUUCAGUAAAAUUCACGACCAGGAAAACGAGAGCUACAUGGACGACAUGAUCCGACGUCUGCAGAGUUAUUCCAGAAACCUGGAGCACCUGGUGGAGGAGAGGACGGCGCUCUACAAAUCUGAGAGGGACAGAGCGGACCACCUUAACUUCAUGCUGCUUCCUCGGUCUGUUUGCACUUCAAGAAACAUUUGAAAAUGUUGAAAUACAGAAUGGAAAAGUCACCCCUCAGGAAACUGAUUUUGAGGGUGCAAAUACUUGAAUAAUAUGCAACCCACCAAUUUCUGUUUUGAUCAACACUUUUUACAGCAUCCCAACUUUUUUGAACGAGGGUUGUAAUGAAAACUAUCCCAGAAAAAGUUACAGAAAAAGUACUUGCACUUUAAAUAUUCCAUUAGAAGUUUCCUAGGAGUUCAUGUAAUUCAACAAGAUAUCAAAUCGAGUCUGAAAACAGUAUUUCCUUACAUAUUUGGACCUAAAAAGUGAAACUUCUGAGGUGAAUAGAAAAAAGGUUAGUGGUUUCUUAUCAUUGAAUGUUUUUCUUUGUGCAGCCCUGUCGUGAAAAGUCUAAAGGAGAGCGGCGUGGUGGAGCCUGAGCUGUACGAUGAGGUGACGAUAUAUUUCAGUGACAUCGUCGGCUUCACCACUCUGUGCCAGUACAGCACGCCUAUGGAAGUGGUGGACAUGCUCAACGACAUCUACAAGGGCUUCGACAGUAUAGUCGACCACCAUGAUGUAUACAAGGUAGUGACGAGAUUUAUAUCCAACAGACUGACAAAAACACCUGAAAGUAGACGAAUGAAACCUCUUUUCUUCUCCCCGUGUUCAGGUAGAGACCAUUGGUGAUGCCUACAUGGUGGCCUCUGGGCUUCCAGAGAGAAACGGUAACAGGCAUGCUGUGGAUAUCUGUCGCAUGGCGCUGGACAUCCUGGCCUUCAUGGGAACCUUCCAGCUCCGACACCUGCCCGGUAUUCCUGUGUGGAUACGGAUUGGUGUCCACUCAGGUGAUGAAAACUGUCCUUCCUCUUCACUCUUGAAAGUGACCUGAUUUGUUACCACUCCAUCAAUAUCCCCUCAAAGAGUGACGGACUGAUUACUUGUGUUUCGUGUGUUCAGGUCCCUGUGCAGCUGGUGUCGUGGGGUUAAAGAUGCCCAGAUAUUGUUUAUUUGGAGACACGGUCAACACAGCAUCUCGUAUGGAGUCUACAGGCCACCGUAAGUACAGAAAUAAACACACAAUAAGACCACAACGGGGUUGAUUCAAACAAACUUUCAACAGUCCAGUUAUUGUCCUGCUCAUGACUCCUGUGCUGUUAUGAAAGCUACCAGUCAGACUGGUUAAAUGAAUUAAACCUCCUGAGCGUGGGUACAAAUCUAAUCAGGCCUAUUGUUUUAAUGUGCCGCAGCCCUGAAGAUCCACGUCAGUAAGCCGGCUAUAAAUAUCCUGCAGAGGACGGACUGUAGGUUUGAGUAUGAGAUCAGAGGAGAAACAUAUCUGAAGGUAAAGAUGCAGCACUUUUUCAUUUUACAUACAGAUUUUAAUCCCAGAAUUAAAUCAGGAACGAUCAUUCAUGGAGAAAGCACACAUGGCUGUAAAGUCUCAGUAUAAAUGUGCGUUUCUGUGUUUUCUAAGGGGAAAGGCAUGGAGACAACUUACUGGCUGACAGGAGAGAUGGGCAAAGACUACGACCUCCCGAUGCCUCCAACAGCGUAAGCAAACUCUCCAACAUCUCCUCAGACACGCCUGUUUGGUGUGUUAUUUCCUCUUAAUAAAUCACAGGGAUCAGUGUAAAUUUAGCCCCACAGAAGGUUACAAAGCCUUUCCUUUACCGAGAGCCUAAAGAUUUCCAUACCUACCUCUGCAAGGUUGUUAAAAAAGGAACAUUAAAAAUUCACCAGGAUCUGUCACAUCAGUCUCAAGUUGAUAUUGUUAAGAUGUAGGUUAGAUUAGCUUCGAUGGUGGAAUGAGGGGAAAUAGCCACUAUUAUGCUACUGUAUGGAUCUUUUAACAUUGACCUAAAACUCCAAAUAAAAAGAAGGCCAAAUGUAUGAUAACAAUAUGAACCAUUAACUGAAAUAACCCUUAACUGGUACAUGACUCCUUACUGUGUGUCUACAUACAGUGAUACUGAUUGGAAAGGUUUAAGCUGUCAUUGCUUCUUGGUAAGUUUAAGACUGACUUGUACUAAUCUGGUUCCAGAGAGAACUUCCAGCGGCUCCAGCAGGAUCUGGCGCAGAUGAUCCUGGCGUGCCUUGAGCGCCGCUCCCGGGGAUCGAUCCGGAGGAGGAGGUCGAGUAAGAGCGCAAAGGAUGACGACAAAGACCAGGAAUCAGGGGUGGAGUCUGAGGGGGAGCCUCCUGAGUACCUCCAUCUGGCCACUGUGGAUAACACCCUCAGCACCUUCCUGUAG
Xyrichtys novacula (pearly razorfish) is the source of this 14814-nucleotide messenger RNA. NCBI's taxonomy places the organism in Eukaryota, Metazoa, Chordata, Actinopteri, Labriformes, Labridae. The record is from the annotation of a GenBank genome assembly.